AAUUUUAAACCUGUCUUUUUUGUGGCCUACGCCCUUCCAAAUUCCUUCCGUGCUGAGCUAAUGAGGCUCCUGGAUUGGCUACUAUGAAACCAAUGAGGGCGCGGUUAACGUCGUAGAGCCCGGUAGGUUGCCGGGAUAAAAAGUUUGCGGUGGCGGCCAGAGCAAAGUUUGGAGAGGGGGACAUUAUUGUGAACGUGUAUCCGUGAGAGUAUGACCGACGCAGAAGCGCAGAGCGCCCCACCGUCGGCUCCGGUGGAAGAACAGCCACAGCCAGAUAGAAAAAUUAUAGCCACCGCAGUCCAAGGCACCGUGAAAUGGUUCAACGUGCGCAAUGGAUAUGGCUUUAUCAACAGAAAUGACACCAAAGAGGAUGUCUUUGUUCAUCAGACUGCCAUCAAGAAGAACAACCCCAGGAAGUUCCUUCGCAGUGUUGGGGAUGGGGAGGUGGUAGAGUUUGACGUGGUCGAGGCCGCCAAGGUAGGCAAACCUCUCUCUCUCUCCCUCUCUCAGGGCUCGGAGGCAGCCAACGUGACAGGGCCCGGCGGCGUUCCCGUCAAAGGCAGUCGCUACGCGCCCAACAAACGCCGCUUCCGCCGCCGCUUGUCCCCUCGCAGCCCCAGGCCAGGUGACGAGAAGGGCGACGGCACCUCAGGCCCCACCUCAGAGGGAGGAAGGGAGCACGAUGGAGAACGGCCUGCACCGCGACGGCGCAGGCCCCGCCGACCCAGACAGGAAGGGCAAGAGGGCGAGGCAGGGGAACAGGAGGGAGGAGCAGAAGGUGACCAGCAGAGGCCUCCACCGCGCAGGUUUAGGCCCCAGUACCGCAGGCCAUUCCGUCCUCGACCACCUCCCGGGGAGAUUCAGGCGGGUGCUGCCCCCUCAGAGGGCCAGGCAGCAGACGGGCAGGAGGUGGUGAAGGAGGCCCAGGAGGGCCAGCAGACAAACGGGGAGCAGGCCAACGAAGACGGCCAGAAGCCCAGCCGACAGUUCAGCCGCCGCAGGCAGAGGAACUCCGAGUCUAACUCUGUCUCUAAAGAUGGGGUAGAGAAGCCCGACAAGCCAGAUAAGCCAGCCUCGGAGCCUAGCACGCCCCCUCAGACCUCCAAGCCAGCUGACCUCAAGGCCUCCCCCAAGGCCUCUCCUAAAGGCUCACCAAAAAUGUCCCCCAAAACCGCUCCCAAAUCACCAGAGGCACCUGCCACAACAGUUCCCGUGGCCACAGAAUGACACCCAUGAUGGGACCGUAUAACGUGACCCCAGGCAAGAGGUCCUAGAGAGGGUUAGCUGGGGGACCGAGCCCAUCUCACCACACCCACCACUGUGUGCUCUACACCCCCCCCUCCCCCCGCAACCCACCUUACCCGACCCCCUUCCCCCACUCCCGACUUGUCUUGUCUAGCUAGACACUGCAUAUGGGGGGGGGGUAGGAUGGGAGGGAGUUGCGUGUCUAUUCAGAAAUGUGAAAAUACACCUACUAGAGAAAAAAAGUAUAAAAACCUGCUUGGAUGCCCAGUUAUUCCAUAAUUCCCCAGCUAGUUUACUUUGACUGAGAAUGGGCACGAGCAGUAGAGGACCCAGCCGCUAUUUAAGUUCGAUAAUGAGGGGAAAACGAAGCAUGUGUGUGAGGGUAGUGGUUCAGGAGUUGCGAUGAGAACCUUGCCACCCCCCUAGUUUCUAAAACAUGCUGCAGCCCACACCCUAUUUGGAAAAUCAAGGCCGGGGGCUGGUUUAAAAAAAGCAUUUUUGUUAUACUUAUUUUUGUAUGCGCUUUUCUUUUGGAGGGGAUUAUGUGCAAUUUCAGUAUCUAAAAUGUUGAUUAAAAAUGUUUGCAGAAACCA
Messenger RNA from Coregonus clupeaformis (lake whitefish), 1838 nucleotides. RefSeq names its product Y-box-binding protein 2-A. Gene Ontology annotation, molecular function: nucleic acid binding. Gene Ontology annotation, cellular component: nucleus. Bases 211 to 1227 code for a protein of 338 amino acids. The record is from RefSeq and is a predicted model, not a curated record. The transcript is spliced from 10 exons. Gene Ontology annotation, biological process: regulation of gene expression. NCBI's taxonomy places the organism in Eukaryota, Metazoa, Chordata, Actinopteri, Salmoniformes, Salmonidae.